This is a messenger RNA of Sinocyclocheilus grahami, 1835 nucleotides long. RefSeq names its product C1q and TNF related 13 (gene c1qtnf13). The transcript has 2 exons. The record is from RefSeq and is a predicted model, not a curated record. Gene Ontology annotation, molecular function: protein binding. The coding region runs from base 63 to 1172 and encodes 369 amino acids. Lineage: Eukaryota; Metazoa; Chordata; Actinopteri; Cypriniformes; Cyprinidae.
AGAAAUAACAUUUCACAGUCUUUCAAAGGCGUCCAGACACAGAGGAGCAGGUCAUCACAGAAAUGAAGUCUCUUCCGAUACUAAGACCAGCUUGUGUGGCAUUAUGGAGACCAAACAGAUGUGUUUCCUGUUUACUUGUGCUGAUCAUCUAUCUGGGCUGUGCGGCAUCCUUCAACAUCAGCCCAAUGACAACAGGUCUGCGCUCUGCCUUUUCCGCCACACGUAGCAGCAGCAUAUUGGGUGGCACUCAGCGAUCUGUGACCUUUGACCGCCUUCUAGUCAACAUUGGAGAAGACUUCAAUCCAGAGACGGGCACUUUCCGUUGCCGCCUGCCUGGCGCAUACUACUUCUCAUUCACAGUGGGAAAGUUCCCGAAAAAGAUGCUGUCAGUCAUGCUGGUAAAGAAUGGGAUGGAGGUGCAGGCCAUGGCAUACGAUGGAUACCAGAACCAGGGCCGCAAGGUUCAAAGCCAGAGCGUGAUGGUCAGUCUAAAACCUAUGGAUUCAGUCUACCUGCUGCUUCAGGAGAAUCCCCACUACGCCAUCUACAGCAAUGUCGGACCGUACAUAACAUUUAGUGGUUAUCUCGUCUACCCAGACUCUACAUCUUCUGUUGGAUAUAUCAAUAACCACCUAUCUCCUCCAGGCCUCCAUCUUCCAGGUUGUCCUCCCCCUGUAGAUGCCUAUUAUGAUUGGAGAAGAAGAGCAACCACUGAGGAACCACGUUCUGCAUUUUCAGUGGCAAGAACUAGAUCAGCGCUGGGAGAAAGCAGAGGGCGUCGUGAAAGAGAAGCUCUCAAGUUUGACGUAGAGUAUGUGAACAUUGGUGGCCAUUUUAACAAAACAUCCGGACAUUUUACCUGCCACUUCCCCGGUGCGUAUUACUUUGCAUUUACUGUGGGAAAGCACCCUCGUCGUGCGGUUUCAGUGAAGCUGAUGACGGGCAGAGGCGAGGUGCGGGCCAUGGUGUUCGACGAGGACAUGUCGCGGCGGAGAGAGAUGCAGAGUCAGAGUUUGCUGCUGUCACUGAAAAGAGGAGACAGUGUCUGGCUGUACAGUCAGCAGGAUGACGGAUAUGCCGUUUACAGCAACCAGGGAAGAUAUACGACCUUCUCUGGUUUCCUGGUCUACCCUGACGGCGAAUUCAUGAACAUAGACAGAACUUUCCCUUGAGAACCAAAGCCAGCAACAGUACUGAUUAAUUCAUAAUUUAGUUUUUGUACUAAAUUAGUUUUUUGUUGUUUUUUGUACCUCUUAACAUAGUACUAUUGUUAUGUGCUUCUACACAUCACAAUCAUAAUGUAAAUAAAUACUGUAUAAUUUUUUGGGGGUAAAACUUCAUUACUGACUUAACAAGCAUUAGGGGUUUUCACACUUGAAAUAGUUAACCCUGGAUCAUUAUAAAUGGAAUCCUGCGAUAACAAUUUCCGUCACCAUUUGACAUUUUCCCUCUUACACCAAAAGGAGUGUUUAUACUAUGCGCUUAUGAGGCAUGCGAUUGGGUGUCUGUUGCUAAGCCUAGCCGUAACAUUAUACAUUAUAUAGCCUAACAUAUAUAGCCUAUAUAUAUAUAUAUACUGUAGUUGUUGCACACUGUACGUGUUCGGAGUCGCAAUGCGCAAAGGUUACCUGCUCCGGAGCAGGGUUUAUUACCCUGGGGAUAAAGCGGAGCUAACCCCGCUUCUAAAUUACAAGUGUGAAACGUAUACCUUCACUUUAGUUUAGUUUAGUUUAGAAUGGAGUUUAGAACGAUGUUAAAAGCCUUUAUGGUUAGCAGAUCAUUAGUUAUUGUACAUUAAAUUGGAACUUGAAUUCAUAUAUAGGCUAUUCAUAUUU